Molecule: messenger RNA, 1888 nt
Organism: Diorhabda carinulata
Lineage: Eukaryota; Metazoa; Arthropoda; Insecta; Coleoptera; Chrysomelidae
Product: serine/threonine-protein kinase STK11
Exons: 6
Coding region: 266-1639 (457 amino acids)
Biological process (GO): intracellular signal transduction; regulation of cell growth; protein phosphorylation
Cellular component (GO): cytoplasm
Molecular function (GO): protein serine/threonine kinase activity; ATP binding; protein kinase activator activity
Source: RefSeq, a predicted model, not a curated record
AUACAUUUUAUUUUUAUAAAAAAAGAAUUUGUAUUUAAUUAGAUAUAUAUAUAUAUCACUAAUGAUAACGUAAAUAUAUAUUUUUUUCGGUAUUAAACGAUCGCUAUUUUCAUAAAUUAUGUAAUUAAACUGCAGUUCCACCAACGUAAAAACUAAAAACAGCUGUUGAUUAUGGAAUGGAAACAAACGUCAAAAAUGUCAAGAGAUAUCCACUGUUUGAAAUAAUUAUUAAAAGGUAUUUUUAAAAUAAAAUCAAAUAUAUAUAAUGAGCAUUGAAAUGUGGAAUACUAGUACCAGUAAAAGUGUAGAUAGUGAAAGUAUUGAUAUAACCGAUCAAGAGAAGGAAGUAAGUAAUUUUAUAUAUACUACAAAAAAUGAGCUAGAACCAAUUGAGAGUGAAGAAAACGCAGAAUUUUGGAAAAAUAAUACUGAAGUAGCGGAUUUCGACGAUGAUCUUGAAAACAUUAAUAUAGCAAGUUUUUUUCAUAGAGUUGAUAGUGAUCAAAUUAUAUAUCAAAAAAAGAAACGUAAACUUAAACUUGUGGGGAAAUACGUGAUGGGGGAUUUGCUCGGAGAAGGAUCGUACGGGAAAGUGAAAGAAAUGUUGGACUCUGAAACGUUAUGCCGAAGGGCUGUUAAAAUUUUAAAACAAAAAAAAUUACGGAGGAUACCGAACGGCGAACAAAAUGUACAAAGGGAAAUAAUAUUACUUCGUAAGCUCAAACAUAAGAAUUUAAUAAACCUAGUAGACGAAUUAUAUAAUCACGAAAAACAAAAAAUGUAUUUGAUAAUGGAAUUUUGUGUAGGAUCCUUACAGGGCAUGUUAGAAUCGACACCGAAAAAAAAAUUCCCUCAAUCUCAAGCUUAUGGUUAUUUUUUACAAUUGAUUAACGGACUGGAAUAUUUGCAUAGUAUGAGGGUUGUACAUAAAGAUAUCAAACCUGGUAAUUUACUACUAACCCUCGAAGGAGAUUUGAAGAUAACCGAUUUAGGAGUUGCUGAGACUAUAGAUAUUUUUGCUAAGGAUGACACUUGUUAUAUUGGUCAAGGAUCACCGGCAUUCCAACCACCUGAGAUUGCUAACGGAUUAGAAUCAUUUCCUGGUUUCAAAGUUGAUAUUUGGAGCAGUGGAGUCACUUUGUAUAAUAUCACUACAGGUACCUAUCCAUUUGAAGGUGAUACAAUAUUCAGGCUGUUUGAGACGAUAGGUAAAGGGGAAUUCACGAUUCCCAAAGAAAUUGACGAACCCCUCAGGAGUUUAAUUAUAGGAAUGUUACAAAAAGACCCAGAAAUGAGGUUUAGUCUUCAACAAAUCAAACACCAUCCGUGGUUCACCAGACGUCCCGUCGAUUUUAGCCCUCUUGUACCGGUACCUCCGUUCAAGAAAGAUCCUUGGCACAAAAUGACAGUUUUACCUUAUUUGAUCGAUCAUUAUUAUGACGAUCCUAAUAGUGCCGAUAGUGCCGAACAGUAUAUUACAGAACAUGAAUUAAAUGAAAUGGAAGGGAAAUUCGAUAAUGAAUAUUCGAACGGAAAUGCUAAUUCAAACCAAAGUUCAAGUAAAAAAGAAGGGAAACGUUCAAAGAAAACCGUUUCUUGUAUAUCGGUAAAGAAUUUUCCCGGGUGUAAUCAGUCGUGACGAAUCUUUUCGUUUCUUUUUAUAGCUCUAUUUGUAAUUUUUUGUUAACGACAUAUUUUUGAUAAGAAGUUCUUAGGGCUUAUAUUGAAUACUUUGUUAAUGUUUGUAAUUUUUAUAAUGUUGUUCCGUCAGAUGACUAAGUAUGUUUGUUGUAUUUGAAAAUCGUGUAAAUUGUAACAAAUGUAUUUAAUAUGAGGAUGCAUGAAAGUGCCAUAUUGAAAUUUAGAAAUAAAACCAAUUAAAAUCGAG